Arachis duranensis is the source of this 478-nucleotide messenger RNA. RefSeq names its product splicing factor 3B subunit 6-like protein. Gene Ontology annotation, biological process: mRNA splicing, via spliceosome. Gene Ontology annotation, molecular function: RNA binding. Gene Ontology annotation, cellular component: precatalytic spliceosome; catalytic step 2 spliceosome; U2 snRNP. The record is from RefSeq and is a predicted model, not a curated record. Lineage: Eukaryota; Viridiplantae; Streptophyta; Magnoliopsida; Fabales; Fabaceae.
GCAGCCAUAAGUCUCAGGAAGGGUAACACCCGUCUUCCGCCGGAAGUGAACCGCGUCCUCUACGUCCGAAACCUACCUUUCAACAUCACCAGCGAAGAGAUGUACGACAUUUUCGGAAAAUACGGCGCCAUUCGCCAGAUCCGAAUCGGCACUAACAAGGACACUCGCGGCACCGCCUUCGUCGUCUACGAGGAUAUCUACGACGCCAAGACCGCCGUCGACCACCUCUCCGGUUUCAACGUUGCGAAUCGGUACCUUAUUGUUCUGUAUUACCAGCAAGCGAAGAUGAGCAAGAAGUUCGAUCAGAAGAAGAAGGAGGAUGAGAUUACGAAGAUGCAGGAGAAGUACGGUGUCUCCACCAAAGAUAAGUAGGGGAGAAAUUUUUCUAGGGUUUUUUGUUGUUGUUGUUGUUGAGGAAAUUGCAUACGAUUGUGACUAUGUUGUUGGAAUAGAAAUUGAAAUUAUGAGGUAUCUGCAA